Molecule: messenger RNA, 2086 nt
Organism: Capsella rubella
Lineage: Eukaryota; Viridiplantae; Streptophyta; Magnoliopsida; Brassicales; Brassicaceae
Exons: 11
Coding region: 180-1784 (534 amino acids)
Biological process (GO): regulation of mRNA stability
Cellular component (GO): nucleus; cytoplasm
Molecular function (GO): poly(A) binding
Source: RefSeq, a predicted model, not a curated record
GAAAUUGUAAAAGCGUGACGCAGAAUUGUGAAUACAUACACUACUGUGUUCAUUUUUUUGUCGUUUUCUCAAAAGCUGCGCUCACUUGGGUCCGACGAAUCCGUCGCACAAAUUCACCGGCGACGAGCGAUAAUCCGAGAAUCGCGGCGCCGAAAAGGUACAAGUCCAGUGAAACGAAGAUGGCUGAAGGAGUAGGCGCACUCACAUUCCCGAUGUCGAGAGAAUCGGAGUCCGCUUCUCGACUCAAAACCAUAGUCUCCGAUAUGCUUCCUCGCUUCUCCGACGAUUACAUCGACGACGUCUUCUCUGAGUAUGUUACAGUGCUUGUUUGUAAUGGAAAGAGUCAGAGUCAGGCAAGAGAAGAUUUGGACGCAUUUCUUGGAGAAGAAUCUUGGGGAUUUGUUGCCUGCUUAUGGGAUCUUCUUCUGAAGUAUUUCUCUCUAGGCAAACAAGAAAAUUCUGCUUCUGAACCUAGGACUGGUGUUGACUUUGGCUCUCAUGAUACUCCAGUCGAACAAGAUUUAAGCUACAUAAAGAAUGAUGACUGUGAUCAGAAAGCUUCCGAUGCUACUGAUUCGAUGAAAGAACAGCUGAUAUCAGUUACUGCUCCCAUAGAAGACGCUGAGGCUCCUGUAUCACCAAAACUUAAAAACAUGAAGAUGGUAGGACAAGAGUUCAUGGAUAUCCCUUGUAGAAGGGCACAACCAAAAGAGAAAGACGAUUGGAAGUCAUCUGGUUACUCUAGAAAAGUACUACGCUCUGUCAUUGUUGCCAUGAAACAACCUUGUGGUAGGAGUUCUGCUAAAGAUGAAAAGUCCAUGGAUAAUAGGAGUAAACGGAAGCGCCCAUACUUGCCAGAAAGAGAAAUGGAUUCUCAAUCUGUUCUUUCAGGAAGAGCUGUGUCUGCAAGAUCCCUUAAUGCAUCUUCGCACCAAGAAACAAUGCCUCGUGUUAGUGUUUGGGAUCGUUUGGGCCGAGCAAGGUCCAAACGUGUUCUUGACGCAGAAAGCCCUAGAUUGUCUAAGUUUGGUAUCCAAGCACAGGAAAACUUUUUGCUUCAGCAGCAUGGACCACCAUUUCCUGCAGCGUAUGGCGAGACAUUUCAAAGAGAAAUUCCUGCAGUUGGUUACAGGCACAGAAUUUUCCAAUCCGAUAAAGGUCAGAAACCCAAGAGUGGAUCUAUCACAUCCCCUGAACCUCAUACCGUGUAUAACCUCAGUAGAAAGAGGCGUUAUGGCAUCACCAACGCCAAUUCAGGAGCGUUUACUAGUGUUCUCCAAAAUAAACAAGCUGAACAGGAUGUUGAAAAGCCAAGCCUGCUUUCCUCUCAGUCUCCAAAGUCAGAUCUUUUUUCAGAAAUAAAGAACGUGAAAGAAAAGCUGCAACAACUAGAACUCCGAGUUAAUCAAUCCAAGCAAUUGAAGAAACAGAAAGUUGAAGAACUCAAACGCUCACCACAAUCUGGUAAAUUCCCCUGUGCAGGCGAAUCGCAAUAUCAGCACGAUGUUACAGAAUCAAGAAUCAUUCGAGUUACUAAUGUUUACUAUGCAGCAAAGAAGGAAGCUAUAUCAAUGUUAUUUAGCAGCAAGUGUGGAGCUGUCGAAAACGUUACAAUUGUAACUGAUCCAGUAACUCAGCAUCCAAAGGGUACUGCUUUUGUGACUUUUGCUACAAAGGAGUCAGUUAACAGAGCAAUGGCUCUGAGCGGGACAAUGUUCUACUCGAGACCCAUCAAGAUAGCUUCUGGAGUAGUUUCAGCACCACAGCUAGUUACUGGAAGUUAAACCCCAAAGGAACAGUUUGGUAAUACAAAAGGAGAGCGUAAAAACCACCAUUGUACAGUUCUCUACAAUAGAACGAGAGAAUGUCACAAUCAGUUCCACUCUGGUUGGAUUUUAGCACACUAUGAUCGAAUUUUAACUCAUCUGGGACAAAAACAGUGUGUUGGAUGAUGACAGUGUGAGUAAAGUUAGCAACAAACACAAGUGACGAAAUGCUACUAAACAAACACUUAUUGGGACACAGAGUUCCCACAUUUGAUAUUUUCUUAAUUAACACAAAUAAGGAAAAAAAAAAAAAAAAAAAA